AGCAAAACAGAUGGUGUAUUUUGAAUCGCUCUUAAUAGCAGAAAGACGGAUUAAAAUGGCCGAGAAUACAUCGAAUGUUUCCGAUAGAAAAAUCAAUAAAGAGGACUUCUCCUGGCGAGCUGGUUGGGUGGACGGAGUAAUUGCUUUGAUAACGGUGCUUGGUAAUAUGCUGGUCAUUCUACUUAUCCUUACACGUGCUUCUCUUCGUACAAAGCAGAACUGGUUUGUUCUUUCCCUGGCAGUGGCYGAUUUUCUUGUCGCCGCAAUAGUUUUCCCUUUACGUUUAGCUAUAGGUUAUUUGUAUUUCGGAAAAACAAAGCUUUUCAUUGAUGCUACUCACGACUUUCUUCUUUAUGCCUCGACUUUGAAUCUUAGUGCUUUAACUUUGGAUCGAUACCUCUACAUUGUGCAUCCUAUGAAGUAUCUGUGCUGGAAAAGAAAGACCAACUUGAUCAAGACGUCACUGGUUGCCUGGAUUGUAGCAUUUUUCAUUCCCCACAUACGUCUGUUAAUAAAUCUCUAUGUUGAAAAUACUGAAGUAGAAAAGAACUUCAUUUUGUUUUUACUUUGUUUUGAAACUGUUCCUUGCCUAUGUUUACCCACUGCGUAUUUGCACAUCUUAUACUUUGUUCGUCGGCAAAAAGCACAAAUGAAAAUGCAGAUGAGACAAGUGCAACAUAACUACGUCGUUACAGAAAAUCCUGAAAAAUAUCAAACGAGUAAAAGAUCGAAAAUCCUUGUGCUUGGGGAAGUCAUUGGUUUUUUUGUCCUCUCAAACGUAGUCCACAUUACGCGUGCAUGGCUAAAAUAUCUACUUAGCACUCCAAUAUUCAACAAAACAUUCAGCAGAACUUCAUAUUUCCUGAUUCAUGCCAAUUCUGCCAUCAACGUUUUUGUGUACGGACUCUUUAAGGAAGACUUUCGUAGAGAGAUGAAAAGAGUAUUUUGUAAACGUACUUCUCCUCCCUCAAUCUCGCAGCCGGCUGCUGCUGCUCAUAUUGAACUACAAUAAGGCUUUAGAAGAAAGAAAUAUUUAAAUAUCUAAGGGACAAAAACUGAACGUUAUUUGUUUAGACCUUUAGCAACACACUAAGAUGACAAUGAUCGGUUAUAUGAAAUGGGAAAUCAUUUAGGCGUUUGAAUGAUUGGGGUAAUUGGCGUCACUUUUGCGCGCAAAAAUACCUUUAUUUUCCUUGGAAUGAUUGAGGCAACGCUGCAGUAAAACUUCAUUACAAGUUCUUUGGGGUUGAAGAGAAGCUGCAAGCGGCAUUGAUUGAAGUCAGCCUCAGUACAAACUUUUAGCUUUAUUAAAUUGCUUCUUAAUUGAUUCCCAUUAUAAAAUUCA
Molecule: messenger RNA, 1345 nt
Organism: Actinia tenebrosa (Australian red waratah sea anemone)
Lineage: Eukaryota; Metazoa; Cnidaria; Anthozoa; Actiniaria; Actiniidae
Product: dopamine receptor 1-like
Biological process (GO): G protein-coupled receptor signaling pathway
Cellular component (GO): membrane
Molecular function (GO): G protein-coupled receptor activity
Source: RefSeq, a predicted model, not a curated record